Molecule: messenger RNA, 840 nt
Organism: Batrachochytrium dendrobatidis JAM81
Lineage: Eukaryota; Fungi; Chytridiomycota; Chytridiomycetes; Rhizophydiales
Product: GTP cyclohydrolase II
Exons: 3
Coding region: 1-840 (279 amino acids)
Biological process (GO): riboflavin biosynthetic process
Molecular function (GO): GTP cyclohydrolase II activity
Source: RefSeq, a predicted model, not a curated record
AUGUCAUUUCAAUCACAACCUCGAUCGCUGCCAAAAGUCGAAUGUCAAGCAUCUGCUCGUAUUCCAUCAUAUCAUGGUCCAGGUACACAUCGCUUACAUAUUUACUCCAACACUCACGACUCAAAAGAGCAUAUGGCUCUUGUUUUUGGUUCAUCCAUUAUAUCAGCAUCAUUAAACAAAUGGCUGGAUUCAGAUACUCGUGAAUCGAGAAUGAUGAGAGGUGCCAAUCCGGAAUUGAAAAGGGUCGAGUCUGAACUCAAUGAUGAUGCAGUAUCACCACUGGUACGUAUUCAUUCAUGUUGCUUUACAGGUGAAACCAUUGGUUCAAUGCGAUGCGACUGUGCUGAACAGUUGCAAGAAGCAAUGCGAAUGAUGUCCAAUGCAGGAAGUGGAGUGAUUCUGUAUCUUAUUCAAGAAGGUCGUGGAAUCGGUUUAAAAAACAAACUCAUGGCGUAUAAUUUAAUCGAUAUGGGACAUGAUACGCUUUCAGCGAAUGUAGCACUGGGUCAUUUACCAGAUGAACGCAGUUAUGCAAUUGCAUCUGCCAUGCUAGCAGAUUUGGGCGUAUUCAGCAUCCGACUGCUCACCAACAAUCCACACAAGGUUCAUGAACUUGAAAUGGAUGGAAUUUCAAUUGUGGAACGAAUUCCAAUGAUUCCUACAUCUUGGCAGCAACGACAUGAAGCACACGCCAAUGGAUCUGACUUUGAUCAAGAUGAAUUGAAUCAUCAGCCCAAUAAUCGAGACGACUAUCUAGUCGCAAAAGUCAAGCGAAUGGGACAUAUUUUAGAUAUUCCAAUAUCACUAACACACACUGGAAAUGAUGAUCAGAAACAAUAG